Echinops telfairi (small Madagascar hedgehog) is the source of this 1032-nucleotide messenger RNA. RefSeq names its product nucleophosmin-like. Gene Ontology annotation, cellular component: nucleoplasm; ribonucleoprotein complex; cytoplasm. Gene Ontology annotation, biological process: ribosomal large subunit export from nucleus; ribosomal small subunit export from nucleus; chromatin remodeling. Gene Ontology annotation, molecular function: histone binding; RNA binding; chromatin binding. Lineage: Eukaryota; Metazoa; Chordata; Mammalia; Afrosoricida; Tenrecidae. The record is from RefSeq and is a predicted model, not a curated record.
UGUGGUUUACCUCCGUUUUCCGUUUCUCUCACCGAAGUGCGUGUCACCACCCCAUGGAAGAUUCGAUGGAUAUGGACAUGAGCCCCCUGAGGCCCCAAAACUACCUUUUCGGUUGUGAACUAAAGGCUGACAAAGAUUACCACUUUAAGGUGGAUAAUGAUGAAAAUGAGCACCAGUUAUCUUUAAGAACGGUCAGUUUAGGUGCUGGUGCAAAGGAUGAACUGCAUAUUGUUGAAGCGGAAGCAAUGAAUUAUGAAGGCAGCCCAAUUAAAGUAACACUGGCAACUUUGAAAAUGUCUGUACAGCCAACGGUCUCCCUUGGGGGCUUUGAAAUAACACCACCAGUAGUCUCAGUGAAGUGUGGCUCAGGGCCUGUGCAUAUUAGUGGACAGCAUUUAGUAGCUGUGGAAGAAGAUGCAGAGUCAGAUGAUGAAGAGGAGGAGGAUGUGAAACUUUUAAGUGUAUCAGGAAAGCGGUCUGCCCCCACAAGUGGUAACAAGGUUCCACAGAAAAAGGUAAAACUUGCUGCUGAUGAUGAGGAAGAUGAUGAUGAGGACGAUGACGACGAUGAUGAAGAUGAUGAUGAUGAUGAUUUUGAUGAUGAUGAAACUGAAGAAAAAGCUCCAGUGAAGAAAUCUAUACGGGAUACACCAGUCAAAAAUGCACAAAAAUCAAACCAGAAUGGAAAAGAUUCAAAACCAUCAACACCAAGAUCCAAAGGUCAAGAAUCCUUCAAAAAACAGGAAAAAACUCCCAAAACACCGAAAGGCCCUAGUUCUGUAGACGACAUUAAAGCAAAAAUGCAAGCAAGUCUAGAAAAGGGUGGUUCUCUUCCUAAAGUGGAAGCCACAUUCAUCAAUGACGUGAAGAACGGCUUCCGGAUGACCGACCAGGAGGCUGUUCAAGAUCUCUGGCAGUGGAGGAAGUCUCUUUAAGAAAAUAGUUUGAACAGUUUGUUAAAAUUUUCCGUCUUAUUUCAUUUCUGUAACAGUUGCUAUCUGGCCGUCCUUUUUUUAUAAUGCAGAGUGAGAA